Molecule: messenger RNA, 917 nt
Organism: Spizellomyces punctatus DAOM BR117
Lineage: Eukaryota; Fungi; Chytridiomycota; Chytridiomycetes; Spizellomycetales; Spizellomycetaceae
Exons: 5
Coding region: 29-844 (271 amino acids)
Source: RefSeq, a predicted model, not a curated record
GCAUACAGCUGUACAACCCACACAGCGAAUGCUAAAACAUCAUCUUGGACGACAACAACCAAAGCUUCCCCGAUCUCUCAGGGCUCCCCGUCCCUGGAAGCCAACACCCGCACACAUCUUCGCAGUACGCCAUGGUUCCCCUGUUUUCCUCAUGCCCCGACAUGCAUAUACGACCUCGACCCACUUCCGGUUUGUUAACAAAAGCAAAGCAGACAAGCAAUACCUGCUCCAGGAGCGGGAGGUAGCCGAGGAACUAUUUCAGGCCACACUUGGAAUUUUGCGACAGUAUUCUGAGUUUCUCGGGAAUCUCAAGGAAGCGAACCCUGCAGCUUACACGGCAGCAUCCAAGUAUGUCCCGCCUUCGACCAUUGGCAAGCACGUACGCCAUGUUGUCGAUCAUUUCCGAAUUUUGCUGGCCGAAACAUCCGAACAUGGAGGCCCGCAUUCAAAAAAUGGAAAGGCUUUGAAUGUUAAAAAAAUGAAUGGGGAUGACGUGAUGUUCAUGAAUUACGAUGCCAGGCGCCCCGACGCCGACAUAGCGGAUGAUCCGGAUGUAGCUCUGGCAGCGAUGGAUGAAUUGCGACAUGAUAUCUUGCGAUUAGCGGCAUCGCCCGUUCGCAUAGACACCCCUGUGUCUGUCGCCGCAACAGUUGCAUCGGAUAACGAACGUGAUGCACCGUUUCGUUCAAGUAUGGGUCGAGAGCUGUGGUUUCUUUGUCACCACGCCAUCCACCAUAUGGCUCUCAUCAAAUGCAUAUGCAUUGAGCACUCUGUACCAGUAUCUGAAAACUUUGGAUUAUCGCCCUCAACAAUCAAGCAUACUCAGAAUAAAUCCCGCUUGUGAAUACGAUUUGAUUAUUGUAUUAUUUUAGAUACACUAGAUUGUAGCGUUCAAUGAACUUUCUCCGUCCUCUUGC